Messenger RNA from Nicotiana attenuata, 802 nucleotides. RefSeq lists its product as uncharacterized. The coding region runs from base 356 to 802 and encodes 148 amino acids. The record is from RefSeq and is a predicted model, not a curated record. The transcript is spliced from 2 exons. Lineage: Eukaryota; Viridiplantae; Streptophyta; Magnoliopsida; Solanales; Solanaceae.
UGAAAAUUCCCAGCUCAAUUCUGGGCCAAACUUAACAAUUUCAAACCGUGGAGACUCUUCUCCAUCACCAGAUGCAACUCUUCUCCAAAAAUCAACAGCUUCCACCGUGGGAAUCACUCCAAAUGAUCUACUAAAGAAUGAAGGCAGCUCAUAGGUGGCCGGAAAUGGAACUCCAAUCGGUCAAAUUGAGAAUGAUUGGUACCAAAAGACGCGCAAGGAAGAGAGUAACAACAUUGAACCAUCAAUUUUAUAUGGGUACUAAUCCACAAUUUCAAUUUUACGAUCUCUCCACCUAGUCAACUCAAUUCCACCAGGUGCUCGACAAUAUGUCACCCUUCCCUCUGGGCCAAUUGGAAUGCUCCAACCUAAUUCAAAGGCCCCUACACUUCCUAAGGAGCAGGUUGUUCUCUCCUAUAAACUACCUACCCCUUUGCUAGAGUUUCAGAGUGUGGUAUUAGCCCUUCUGCUCAUUCUCCUGGAACUCCAGCAAAGAAUUGUUGUAGGUUAUCAGGAAAAAGGUCUUCAGGCAUCCUCCAUGAUGAAUCAGCUAAUAUGUCUCUUGGGAGUGGUAUCAACAUCUUGGAUGUUCAAUCUCCUGAAUACAUGUCAACUGCACAUUCACCCUUCCCAAACAAAGAUGAAAAAACUGGAAGAAAGGCAGCCAGCUUCCCACAAGUAUGAGAGGUUUUUCUACAAGGUUAGUUAUCAUCCAAAUGACAUGGUUUUUAGGAGUGGUAUUAGCAUUUACAAUGCUCAUUCUCCUAAAACCAUGCCAUUCGAUGCUCAAUCAACAACCCCAUAG